Molecule: messenger RNA, 3318 nt
Organism: Myodes glareolus (Bank vole)
Lineage: Eukaryota; Metazoa; Chordata; Mammalia; Rodentia; Cricetidae
Source: RefSeq, a predicted model, not a curated record
UAGUUUGGGAAGUAGCGCCCCGCGCUCAUCCGAUCCGCGCGGCCGCGCCGGCUGUGUCAAGUUACAGAGGCGCCGGAAUCGGCCCUAGCACGGCUCACUGCGGCCACGACCCACCACUGCCCAUGGGGCCCUGCAUGCGCGCCCCUUCGCCUGGGGACUGACACCCUUUCGCCCCGGAGACGCAAGACACCUCGUAGGACCCCGAGCGUCGCACCAGCCCGAGGACUCUGCAGAGGCGAGAAGGGAAAGAGCGGGGGGAGUGGGGCCAGAGCCCCCCAACUUGGAGCAUUCUUCGAAAUAACUUUUUUCCUACUUCAGCGUACCCUGAUUGCGCCUGCUGGUGCUCUCGCCUGUCCCCCCACUCCGACGGCUCAUUUUCUGUCCUCUUUGAAGAGUAAAGGAAAGGACGUCCUCCAGCCACGCUAACCCUCUUUCCCCCUGCUUUGCAGUUUGGAUUGCGCUUCUUGGAUCUCACUUUUAUUUAUUCUAUUUAUUUAUUUAUUGGUUCUUAAGACGCGAGGGGAUGGUGGCGGAGCGCGCCCGUAAAGCGGCAGCCACAGGCACUCGCGGCCCUGGGGAACUGGGCACGUCUGGGCCCGGGACGGUGGCGCUGGCGGAGCUGUGCGCGAGGCUGCCGAGCCCCGGGUGCUGCGGACUGCUGGCGCUGGCGCUGUGCUCGCUGGCGCUCAGCCUGCUCGCCCACUUUCGGACCGCCGAGCUGCAGGCCCGGGUGCUGCGCCUGGAAGCGGAGCGCGGGGAGCAGCAAAUGGAGAAAGCUAUUUUGGGACGAGUCAACCAACUGCUGGACGAGAAAUGGAAGUUCUACUCGCGCAGGCGUCGGGAGGCUCCGAAGAUGUCUCCAGGGUGCAACUGCCCACCAGGACCUCCUGGCCCCACGGGAAGACCUGGACUCCCUGGGGACAAGGGUGCCAUCGGGAUGCCUGGACGUGUGGGCGUCAAAGGUCAACCAGGCGAGAAGGGUGCCCCUGGAGAUGCGGGGAUGUCCAUCAUCGGGCCUCGAGGCCCCCCUGGUCAGCCGGGCACUCGCGGCUUCCCUGGAUUUCCGGGUCCCAUUGGUCUUGACGGCAAGCCGGGCCACCCCGGACCUAAAGGGGAGACGGGCCUGGUGGGUCCCCGAGGACAACCGGGCCCUCAGGGACAAAAGGGAGAAAAGGGUCAGUGUGACGAGUACCCACACCGGCUGUUGCCUCUCCUCAAUUCCGUGCGGCUGGCUCCACCCCCUGUCAUUAAAAGGCGGACCUUUCAGGGGGAACAAGGCCAGGCUGGCCUCCAAGGCCCUCCAGGGCCACCAGGCCCCCCAGGACCAAGUGGCCCUCUGGGACACCCAGGAUUGCCGGGGCCUAUAGGGCCACCUGGUUUACCUGGGCCUCCUGGAGCAAAGGGAGACCCAGGGAUCCAGGGCUACCAUGGCCGCAAGGGAGAACGGGGCAUGCCAGGAAUGCCCGGCAAGCAUGGAGCCAAGGGGGCUCCUGGGAUCGCCGUGGCUGGGAUGAAGGGCGAGCCUGGGACUCCAGGAGCCAAGGGAGAAAAAGGUGAUGCAGGCAAUGCCAUUGGAGGAGGCAGGGGGGAGCCUGGCCCCCCAGGGCUCCCUGGGCCCCCUGGGCCAAAGGGAGAAGCUGGUGCUGAUGGCCAGGCUGGACCCCCAGGGCAGCAAGGAGACAAGGGGCAACCAGGAGCAGCUGGGGUGCAGGGACCAGCUGGCCCCAAGGGCUCCAAGGGUGAACCCGGGAAGGGAGAGAUGGUGGAUUACAAUGGAAACAUCAACGAGGCGCUUCAGGAGAUCAGGACUCUGGCCUUGAUGGGUCCUCCUGGUCUUCCUGGACAAACAGGCCCACCUGGACCUCCGGGGAGUCCAGGUCAAAGGGGGGAGAUUGGUCUGCCAGGCCCUCCAGGACAUGAUGGGGACAAGGGACCUCGAGGAAAACCAGGAGAUAUGGGGCCCGCUGGCCCUCAAGGACCCCCAGGAAAGGAUGGGCCUCCGGGAAUGAAGGGAGAGACCGGACCCCCAGGGAGCCCCGGGGAGAAAGGGGAGACAGGACAAGCAGGCCCCCAGGGUCUAGACGGCCCAACUGGGGAGAAAGGAGAACCAGGUGACGAAGGGAGGCCCGGAGCGACAGGAUUACCUGGGCCCAUCGGGCUCCCAGGAUUCACAGGAGAGAAAGGAGAAGCUGGGGAGAAAGGUGACCCAGGAGCAGAGGUUCCUGGGCCACCAGGGCCAGAGGGUCCUCCAGGGCCUCCGGGCCUCCAAGGUGUUCCUGGACCAAAGGGAGAAGCAGGCCUAGAUGGCUCCAAAGGCGAGAAGGGUUCCCAGGGAGAAAAAGGAGACCGGGGGCCUCUGGGAUUGCCUGGAGCUUCAGGUUUGGACGGCAGGCCUGGGCCACCGGGUACUCCAGGACCAAUUGGGGUUCCAGGCCCAGCUGGACCAAAAGGCGAGAGGGGCAGCAAAGGAGACCCAGGGAUGACAGGACCAACGGGAGCAGCAGGGCUUCCUGGUUUACACGGACCACCCGGGGACAAAGGAAACCGGGGUUUCGGGUUGGGAACAAAGGCGGCAAAGGCGCGGAGGACGAGCGGAGCUCCACAGAUGCCACCAAGCUUGUCUGUGCCUUGGCAGUCCUGCCUGCCGAGGGGGGCCUCAGAACCACAGCUGCAAGCCAUUCUGCUAAAUCCCUUGCCUUUGAGUCCCUCUCCUUUGAAGGUCGAGAACAAUGGAUUGGAUGGAAGGAGGGGACCAGAAGGGUUUGGGGAGAAGGUCUCAGGCUCUGGCCCUAGUGUGCUUUGCAAACCCACACAAGAUUUGCGUCCUUUGUGUCAUGGCCGCCUCUGUGGCCUGCAGCUCUGGCUCUCUGAGACCUCGCUCGGUCAGGAUGCAAGACCCCACAGUCAGUCUCCUAAGGGCCACUGAGAGUCCGUGCUGAAUGGAACAGGGCCAGAUAAAGGGCUUUUCAUGCACUGCCCAGCAGCCCAGAUAAGACUUGGAAAGCUGCAGAACAAAAUGGGUAGACAGCCCCAAGCGGCCUUCUCAAUAAGCCAACAAUUAAUUGGUGCAUUGGCCUGGCUUCUAACGUGAACUUUCAAAGCUCUGGAAGGUUCUGAAAGCCAUGCUACACUCUAUGACUGUGUCAGGUUGGGGUCUCAGUGCAGACAAGACUGGCUUUGUUCCAUGACUGCACUUCCCCUUAUUUGUAAGUGUCUGCGUGUAUCAGGUUCUGCAUCCUGGCCAGGCUAGGACUGGGCCUUUCCGCUCCCCAGCUGGAGACGGCUGACUUCGACCUCAGUAAUCAUCAUGAUUGGUUU